AUGCUCACUAUCAAAGGGUUCUCCGCCUGGAUAACAAUCGAAGGUGGGGGUAAAGAAGCCAAAGAAUACGACGUGCAAGUGAAAGACGUGUCUGGAAGGGCGGAGGUUAGCUGUUUUAUCGCAUCCGAGGUUGGACAGGGGUUCUGUGUUAACUGGGAGGACGAAGAUUUUGAUGACGACGGCCACGGUGCCACAUAUGGGGAUGUCUACGCGGAUGGACGACACAUUGGUGAAGAGCUCAUCUGUCGAAGUGGAAGAUACGCCAUAGGUGGGGCUACACAAUGGGUAAAUAAGAUUACGGAGUUGUCAGUUUGCCUCAAGCAUACUUCAGAUGAUGAUGAGGCAUUGGAGCGGAAGGACCUCGAUCAAAAAAUUGGCAAGAUCAUUUUAGAAAUUCAGAGGCUCUCCACAGAGCAUCGAGUUAUUCUUGGGGAACCUCUCUCCUCAGUGCAAGCGCAUGAAAGGAGCCAUUCGUCUGUCUACAUGGUGGAUUAUCUCGAUGAAAAGCCGUGGGCAACUUUCAUCUUCGAGUAUCGAUAUCUCGAUUUACCACUCCCGCCUCCCAAGCCGAGUAACAUCGUCAACACUGGAUCAAGAAAUGAUGUCAAACCUAAUAUCAAAAAAGAGGAGGACACAACACCUCCAAUGAAACUAGAGAUGGCUCCGGAGGACGCAAAGCCUAGGCAUAUCAAGCACCAAUCACCAUGUCUCAAGCGCGAAGCAAUGUCCGAGCAGGAAAGCCGAUCAGCCAGGGUUAAAGAAUUGCAAGCGACCAUUUUGGUGCAACAACGUCAACUGACGGAGCUGCUAAGGCAAGGUAUCCUUGCCAAUCAGCUAGAAUUGGAAGAGCUGGAGGGAGAACUGGGACAAGGGAGUUCUUUAAGGCCAAUGAAGAGGGCAAGGCUGAAUGGAGAGGAUCAGAAAGUAAAGCGAGAAAUUUCUCUGCCUGCGCGGGCUUUCACACCGGGCAAAAUUUAUGAUUUAACAGGCGACUCGGACUGACGCCUUUUCACUGAUC
Messenger RNA from Laccaria bicolor S238N-H82, 1018 nucleotides. RefSeq lists its product as uncharacterized. The transcript has 7 exons. The record is from RefSeq and is a predicted model, not a curated record. NCBI's taxonomy places the organism in Eukaryota, Fungi, Basidiomycota, Agaricomycetes, Agaricales, Hydnangiaceae. Bases 1 to 1002 code for a protein of 333 amino acids.